AUGAAUCCUGAAUACGAUUAUCUUUUCAAGCUUUUGCUUAUCGGUGACUCGGGAGUGGGCAAGUCAUGUCUGCUUCUCCGUUUUGCUGAUGAUACCUAUACCGAAAGUUACAUUUCCACCAUUGGCGUCGACUUUAAAAUCCGCACCAUCGAACUAGAAGGAAAGACCGUCAAGCUGCAAAUUUGGGAUACCGCUGGUCAAGAACGAUUCCGUACCAUUACAUCGUCGUAUUACCGUGGGGCCCAUGGCAUCAUUGUCGUAUACGAUGUGACAGAUCAGGAAAGUUUCAAUAAUGUCAAACAGUGGCUCAAGGAAAUCGAUCGUUACGCUGCUGAAGGCGUUAACAAAUUGCUGGUGGGCAACAAGAGUGAUUUGACGGAUAAAAAGGUGGUCGAUUACACAGCAGCAAAGGAAUUUGCGGAUUCGUUAAACAUUCCGUUACUGGAAACGUCGGCCAAAGACGCGACAAACGUUGAACAAUCUUUCUUGACUAUGGCCAAGCAAAUUAAGGACAGAAUGGGUAGUGCUUCUGUGCAAACACAGCAACAAUCGACUGUCAAAGUGGGCCCUGGCGCAUCUGUACAGCCGUCUCAGAGUGGUGGUUGCUGCUAG
Messenger RNA from Radiomyces spectabilis, 612 nucleotides. Its product is annotated as P-loop containing nucleoside triphosphate hydrolase protein. Bases 1 to 612 code for a protein of 203 amino acids. The transcript has 5 exons. The record is from RefSeq and is a predicted model, not a curated record. NCBI's taxonomy places the organism in Eukaryota, Fungi, Mucoromycota, Mucoromycetes, Mucorales, Radiomycetaceae. Gene Ontology annotation, molecular function: GTPase activity; GTP binding.